AUGAUUGCCUUGACAAUUAUCGCAUUGCUAGCCGCAGGCCUGGCCCUCGGACAGGAAGCCCCUCGGGCCUUUAGCGGCAUUCGUCUUUCGGAGGCUGGUGCGGACACCCCAAGCCCCAGUGACUGGGCCGAACGAGCGGAGAAGGAGGGCCGGAAACUAUGCAUCAUAGAGCCGGACGCCAAUGGCGGAGACGAUGCUCCAGCGCUACUUACCGCGCUGAACGACGAGUGCCGGACCAAGAGCAUCAUAGUGCUACCGGGCCCUGUUUACCACAUCAACUCGCCAAUGGUGACUACGGAUCUGGACGACGUGGUGAUUGACCAGCGCGGCAGGUUGCUUUGGAGCGAUGACACCUCAUACUGGCUCUCCGUGUCGAUGCCCGUGGGAUUCCAGAACCAGAGCACGGUAUGGCACUUUGGCGGCGACGGCGUGGUGUGGGAAGGCCACGGGGUCGGCACGCUCGACGGCAACGGUCAGGUUUGGUACGAUCUGAACAAGGGAGGGUCCAACAUGCCUCACCGGCCGAUGAACAUCAAUUUCCGGGGCUUUUCCAACUCGGUCGUCAAAGGGCUCCGGUUCGUCCAGAGCCAAAUGUGGACAAUGAACAUUAUGUACUCGAACAACCUGGUCUUCGAGGACAUGUACGUUAACAGCACGUCGUCCACGGAGAACAACUCCCUCAACACGGACGGCGCAGACACCAUGUACUCGGACAACAUCACCUUCCGGCGGUGGGUCGUGGUGAACGGCGACGACGCCAUCGCUUUGAAGGCCAAUUCGAGCAACAUCUACAUCUACGACAGCGAGUUCUUUGGCAGCACCGGCAUCGCCAUGGGCUCCAUCGGACAGUUCCUCGGGCAGUUCGAGUACAUUGAGAACUUCUCGGCGAGGAACGUGACGCUACACGACACGCUCCGGGGCUGCUACUUCAAGACGUGGACCGGCAACCAGAUCGGGUACCCGCCCAACGGCGGCGGCGGCGGGACGGGUUACGCGCGCAACAUCGUCCUGGAGGACAUCAAGCUGGACCGCACCCGCGGGGAACCGCUCUUCAUCACCCAGUGCGAGUCGUACUCGGGCCACGCGGGCGAGUCGUGCGACACGUCGACCUUCAAGAUCUCGGACGUCGUGUGGAAGGACUUCAGCGGGACCGUGACGGACGCCGUCCCCAGCGCGGGCUUCUUCCGGUGCAGCAGCGCGGCCGCCGGCGGGUGCAGCAACCUGACGGUCGAGAACUUCGCCGUCAAGCCCGUGGGCAAGGACGCCGUGAUUGACAAGUGGCUUUGCAAGAACGUCCUCGGGGGUGAGGGAUUCGACUGCCAAGAGAUAGAGGAGAGUGUCGAUGAGCUAUGA
Colletotrichum graminicola M1.001 is the source of this 1353-nucleotide messenger RNA. Its product is annotated as glycosyl hydrolase family 28. The transcript has a single exon. The record is from RefSeq and is a predicted model, not a curated record. NCBI's taxonomy places the organism in Eukaryota, Fungi, Ascomycota, Sordariomycetes, Glomerellales, Glomerellaceae. Gene Ontology annotation, biological process: carbohydrate metabolic process. Gene Ontology annotation, molecular function: polygalacturonase activity. The coding region runs from base 1 to 1353 and encodes 450 amino acids.